This is a messenger RNA of Suillus paluster, 2680 nucleotides long. RefSeq names its product kinase-like domain-containing protein. The record is from RefSeq and is a predicted model, not a curated record. Bases 301 to 2454 code for a protein of 717 amino acids. Lineage: Eukaryota; Fungi; Basidiomycota; Agaricomycetes; Boletales; Suillaceae. Gene Ontology annotation, molecular function: protein serine/threonine kinase activity; ATP binding. Gene Ontology annotation, biological process: protein phosphorylation. The transcript has 9 exons.
UAUGUUAUUAUUCCCUGUGGGACGCGCAGUCUAGAGCAGAAUUUUCAAGUGCACGUCUUGGACCGAUCCUACAUGCGUCUUCAAUGACACCAUAUACCGAAGUGCCGAUCAGUCAGAAUCCAAAUUCCUGUCUCGACUGUGGCUCCCAGAUGUUACUCGUCGCAAUUCAGCCUGGGGCAGACAAGAAGCAUAAAAGACCGCUUUUGUGUCUGAAAAUUAUUAUCCGCUCUUUCUAUCAUCUGCUGCAUCCCCGACAUUCUUUCCACACUUGACGCUCUUUAUCUAUAUCAAGUUGUCAUUAUGGUUGCUCUUCAAGUAUUCUACGAAGGCCGAGCCGGCGAACGCCUCUUCACCAAGCCAGCCAAGUCCCUGUCCAAGGUGUGGACUAGCAUCAAGUCAAGCAAGGACUCUUUUGCCUUCAACAAGGUCAACCGCGUUCCGGUGCCUAAGUAUGACGUGUCUGUUUCUACUCCUGCGCUGUCUGGUGGUCGCGCUGCUGCCAUCGUCGCGUGGCCCUCUAGUGCCAGUAUUAUGAUUUCUGCGACCGGUAUCCUUCCGCCUGUCCUUUCCGGCAUGCCCGAUUCUGCCGUUGGAGAGAUGGAGGCGCUUCAAGGCCUUGUCGAUGCGUACCACGAUCCGGACGUACUCGACAUCAGGAAAAGGGUGUUUGUUUUGGACUUCAUCGAAGCGUUCUUCGCGAGAGACCAGAAAGCGAUGGAUAUCUUGAGCCCUAUCCAUGCUCCUGAUCAGGCCUAUUCAGUGGUGCUGUCACACCGGAAUAUUUCUGGAACAACGGUCCUUAACUCUUCAACGCGCUCUGCAAAUGCGGUUACACCGCGAUCCCAUUUCAAGAAUGAAACCAGCCUCAGCGACUUCAUCGUUCGUGCGAGGCUCGGCGCUGGUGCCAACGGCGUCGUUUACCGCGUUGAAGACAAGAUUACCAACAAGACCAUGGCGUUGAAAGUAAUUAGGAGGCGCGGCGCGGCUCUAUGCGAUCUUCAGCAAUUUCGAGUUGAGUUGGAUGCCCUGAAGCGGGUCAUAGGCGAUCGUCAUUGUAUGCAAGUCGAGGCGGGCUUCCAAGACGAGCAGUGCCUCUAUCUAGCUCUUGCGUUCUAUCCAGGAGGGGACCUCCAUGACGUUAUUCGCACUUAUCCGUGCCGGGUUCUUCCAGUUGAUCAAGCACGGUUCUACACCGCGGAGCUUCUCAUCGGUGUUUAUCAUCUCCAUUGUCAAGGCAUUAUCCACAGAGAUCUUAAACCUUCCAACAUCCUUAUCGACUCCCAUGGUCACCUGGUAAUCGCAGACCUGGGGUUGGCCAAGGUCUUCACGCUAGACAAUCCAAAAUCGUUUUCUCCUUACAACCCCACGGGCACUUUCACCAGCCUUUCGCAAGCUCCCUAUCUUGCAAGUUCGCUCUGUGGCACCGCAGAAUAUAUGGCGCCGGAGAUUAUCAUGGGCGACAAGUACGGUUUUGCAAUUGAUUUCUGGGCGGUAGGUGUCAUGCUGUACGAGAUGCUCGCCGGGAGGACUCCUUGGUCCACGAUUGAUGGUCUUCAUAUAGCUGACGGUAUUAUUGAAUUUGAGCCUUUCUUCGUUAAAGACUUCCAUUCCGAGGCACGGGAUCUCUUGCAUAGCAUGCUUCAGAAGGACGUCAAGAGUAGGCCACCGUAUGAGGCUAUGCUUCAUCACUCAUUCUUCGCGUCGAUUGAUUGGAAGAAAGUCGAGAAACGGACCCUUCCUCCGCUUUGCAUCCCCGUAGUUGAAGAGCAAGACUCCCCAUCCACAGUUCCGAUCUCGCUCGGCCAAUGCGAGCCAUCGAACGACCCGCUGCCCAACUUCAACUUCAUUUCUCCGGCGCUGAAGCGCGAGCGCCGGCAUGCGCAAGCCUUGUGGAGAGUCAAGGCUAAAAGUGGUAUUCAAGGUCUUCAGAAAAUUGUCGUCAAGCUCUUCUCCCGCCGACCAGCUUCGGAAAAGAAGGAGCAGGAUGCCGCUCGUCCCGCUCGUACAACGACUGCCUCUACGCUGGUGACCGAUGACGAUGCACGGGUCAACUGGGCUUCUGGGGCUGCCGAUAAUUCCCAUACUUCAACGAACUGGUCCUUCCGCCACUACAUGCGUCGUAACGCUCCUCUGGGCGAAGAUGUCCCGCCGCGCGACAAGUAUUCUGGUACAGUUCCUCUGCGGCGCCUCGAGUCCUUCAUCCGCGGUGUCGACCAAAGAGAGAGGCGUCGUCCGACGCCGAGGAAUUUACGGUUCACUCCAUCGCCUUCUCCCGCCACCGCCUCCCCUGACGCGACCCUUGUCGCAUCUCCCACGCAUCAGUCACCGAAGGGAAUUGGGUCUCCGUCCCGAAACUUGGGCUUCAAGCGAUGGAUAAGUCGCUUCUGGCACCCCAUCCCUGCUGCCAAUGUGAUGGUCGGGGAUGAACGCAAGACCAUUGACCUCACUGCAUAGGCGCUGUCACCGUACUCCCGAUCCCUUCCCCUAUUUCGCUGCUGGUUGCUGUCCUGGAUCCCUCUGCCACCCCGGUCAGCUAUUCCCCUUGGAUUUCUCGAAUCUGCAAUCGGUGCUUGUUCUGCUUUUUCAUAUACCCUGCUUCACUUCUACUCUGUUGCCUGCUCUCCCGUCUGCACAUCGUUUUCAUAUUCCUUUUUCUCGCAUAUCUUGAUUCGCCUACUCG